UGCAGGUGGGGCUGAGGCCUUGGGGGUUAUGUUACAGGGCUUCGGCUGGACCCUGCCUGCUUCAAACUCUGAAACCGACAGUGCUCUGACAGACAGACAGAGGACAGAAGGGUACAGUAUCACAGAAGAGGAAGGAAACAGAGAGGGAUUUUGUUAAGAAGUGAAAGAAAGCUAAAAGAGACACCAAAGAAGGAGAUAAUAGAGUGAUUAAGAGAGCAGAAAAAUAAGGUGCUGUGUGCUGAUACUGACCACCCACCGACCACCUAGUAAUUCAUCUCCACCUGUCAGUUGUCCUUUCUUAUAAAACCCAAGUCACUUAAUGAGUCAGUAAUUGUUAACCUGUCCAUCUGUCCCUUUAAUCUGUCAGUCAGUCAGUACUCGGUUGAGGAAUAAAGUGCCAGAAAGUCUGUCCAUGAAAACCUUAAAAACACACAUAAAAAUACAUUAAAACUUGUCUGACAGAGUGUCAGUCGACAUUUUAUGACUAUUAGCCUGUGAUUUAGGGAUCACUGUUAAUUGUAACUAAUAUAGAGAACCACUUAAAUUAGCCCAAGUGUCAUCAUGGCCCCCAAGAAGAAAUCACCUCGGCCCAAGAAGGCAACCCCAGAGCCGGUGCAGGUGGAGAGUGGGGUAGUGGUGCCUGAGCCAGGAGUUAAGAAACUAGAAUUACCUUUAAAUGUUGAGCAGCUGAACCGACUCAACGGGAUCCCCCUGCCACCCCCCGUGAUCCGCCCUGGGGAGAGGGGCUUCGGCCUAGGGGGUGAGUUGACUCGGCCCCUGCACGGAUCGGCUCUUCUGGAGGAGCUGAGCCGCAUGAGGCAGGAGCGCUUCCUCACUGACCUGGAGCUGGCCUGCAAGACCAAGUCCUUUGAUGUCCACAAGCUGGUCCUGUCCUCUGUCAGUCAGUAUUUGCGUGAAGUCCUGGCCAAGGAUUCAGGCCUCAAGCGCCUGGAGCUGCCUACCCUCUCACCCCUAGGUCUAGCCAAUGUGAUCACUUUUGCUUAUCUGGGCCGUGUGCACAUGUCCCUGUACACUAUUGGCUGUACGGUGUCUGCGGCCAGCACACUGCAGAUCCCCCACCUCCUGCAGAUGUGCAUGGACUUCCUGAUGUCAGAGCUGAAUGUGCACACCUGCGUGUAUGUGUGGAACAUCGGCACGGCCUAUGGCCUGGGCCCAGUGCGGGAUGCUGCCCGUCGCUUUGUGCUGGAGAACUUUGCCCAGUUCUCUGAGACGCCUCAGUUCACUCAGCUCACACUGGAGCAGAUUGUUGCUUUCCUGCAGGACGACAAUCUUAUCCUGCCUUCCGAGGUCACCACUUUCCAGGUAGCCAUGAAGUGGCUGGAUUUUGACCCAACCAGACAGGCUCAUGCUUCUGAGCUGCUGUCUCAUGUACGCUUUGAGACCAUCCCUGCCAGUGAGCUUGUCAGUGAGAUCCAGCCUGUUGCACGUAUGAUGCAGGACCCUCAGUGUCACCGUCUAUUGGUGGAUGCCAUGAACUACCAUUUGCUACCAUACCAGCAGAAUACUCUACAGUCCCGCCGCACCAAGGUCCGUGGCAGCCAGACCACACUGCUCACCAUCGGAGGGCGCCCCUCCCUCACUGAGCGGGCCCUGAGCCGAGAGGUGCUAUGGAGAGACCCUCGUGAGGGAGCUGCCACAUGGCGCCAUCUUUCCCAGCUCCCUGCUAAAAGCUUCAACCAGUGUGUUGCUGUGAUGGAUGGUUUCCUAUACGUGGCAGGUGGAGAGGACCAGAAUGAUGCCAGAAACCAGGCCAAACAUGCUGUCAGCACCCUCUGCAGAUACGACCCCCGCUUUAAUACCUGGCUGCACCUGAGCAGCAUGCGCCAGCGCCGCACCCACUUCAGCCUGGUGGCUACUGGAGGGCGCCUCGUUGCCAUAGGCGGCCGGAACACCGAUGGACUGCUGGCCACCAUCGAGAGCUAUCUUCCAUCUUCCAACAGCUGGCAACUCCGUGCUCCCAUGGAAAUGCCGCGCUGCUGCCACGCCAGUGCUGUCCUGCCCUCGGGCGACGUCCUGGUGACUGGAGGCUACAUCAACUGCGCCUACUCCCGCUCUGUGGCUUGCUACAGCCUGGAGAGCGACAGCUGGAGUGAGCGGGCGCAGCUGGAGACGCCCCGCGGGUGGCACUGCUCAGCCACGCUGGGUGGCAAGGUGUACGUGGUGGGUGGUAGCCAGCUGGGCCUGGGUGGAGAGCGUGUGGAUGUGCUGACCACUGAGGUGUUCUGCCCGGAGAGCGGUCAGUGGAGCAGGGCUGCCUCCCUACCCCUGGGAGUGAGCACUGGUGGCCUGUCCCCAUUGGGUGACCACCUGUACCUCUUGGGUGGCUGGAAUGAAGCAGAAAAGCGCUACAAGGCAGCAGUUCAGCGCUAUGAUCCAGGCACCGACACCUGGUCCAUUGCAGAAGACCUGCCUGAGCCCACGGUGGGCGUGUCCUGUUGCGCCCUGGCCCUGCCCCCACGCCACACUUCUCGUAGGCACCGCAACACCCCCAACCAUGAAGAGCAAGGCAGCAUGACUGCAUGAGAGAAGAAGGAAGGCAGGAAGGAGAGGAAGAGAAAGAAGAAGAGAGUGAUUAGUAGAGAGGAAAGUGAGAGAUAAAUAAAGAAGAAGUACACAGCUACUAGUCAGUGAGGGUUAAAAGAAGAGAGUGAAGUAGAUGGUGGGGUGGAACCAUUUUUGGCUCCUUUACUGCUAAGAUAUCAUUAUGUACCAAGGUAUCAAGGGAGUUUAGUGUUACAGGGCCCACUUUUUAACAAUGUGAAAAUGACUAGGAAUGCACCCCGUACUGUAUGUGCUUCCACAGAAUGUAUGGGAGGUGUUUGAGCCAGUGAGAAAGCGAGCAUGCCUGUGCUUGUGUGUCCUGUUUAUGUUUGUAUGCCCGAAUGUUAGAAUGAAUGAGUUUUAGAAAUUGAGCCAUACAGUCCUUUGCAAAAUAUCACCUCACCAAUCGCAACUACACAAAGGGUAGAGUAGAAUGAAACCAUCACUUAAUCUCAGCCUAUUUAUUACAUUACAUAUUUAUUGUGUGCUACAUAUUUAUCAAGGGAUAUUUCUCAAAGUAGUUUAGCUCAAUGGCUAAAAAGAAUAUACAUGUAUUAAUACUGAAACUGAAACAUUUAUAUACUAUGCACAUGCAACACUAAGGGCACUGAUGUGAGUUGGCUGGAGAAUGUUCCACUGAAGGCACAUAUGAGGAGAACAUAACAUUGUGAUCUUUACCAUUAAAUAGAACAUGUAUAGUGGGGUCCAAAUGCCUGAGACAUUUUUUUUUGUCUAAAAUAAAGAUAAAGUUCUAGUAAUUUGAAACAUUUUCAACAAAGAAACUAUGACAAGUAAAAUGAAGAAGAAAUAUUUAACAUUCUGAACUAUUGCUAGGUCACUAUUCAAAUGUAAAGCUGCACUAUGUAAGAUUUGGACGCAACAUGCGGAAGAAUAUUUUGUAACGUCGGUUGUGCUCCGGUCCCCAACGAGUGGAUGAAUCUGAUGUUUGUGAGCACGUUUAAAGAGCUUUCAGUGAGAACUCAGUUAAAACAUGCUGAAGGACGUGUCUUCCGAGGAUGUGAGUGAAUUAUCUACUACUGUCAUCAUAUCUUCAUUAGUAUAAUGUUGAUUUUGCGUUUGAGACCUGAACUUCGAGCCAGACCUUGUUUUUGAGCCUGUGACGUUAAUACGUAAAGACGUACAAUGUGGUCUAAAAAACUCCCCCAAAAUCUGACUCGGGUGAAUUUGAUCUACUUAUCAUUGCACAAACUACUUAUCCAUACCAGCUUGAAUGCACACUCUCAUUAAAGCAAAAGAGGGGGAAACUCUUCAGAAACUAUGUGCCACUCAAAUUGUUAUGCUGAUAAUAUAAUUUGUAUGACAUUUUUUGUAUAAAUUAAAAAAAAUAUAUAUAAAUAGAAUCAUUUCCACAAGUAGUCUUUUGGGCCCCACUGUAUGAGGUUUGUCUUUUCUGAUCUUCUUGUAAGUUUCAAAACAAAGAUGUAGCAUUAAUGCCAUUAUUUGGCCUACAGUCCUAAAAAAUGGUUCUUCAAGGGUUCUUUAGUAAGGGCAGUGGUUCUGUUUAUAACCAUACAUUCUGUAUAGAACCACUUCAUGCUUAAAUGGUUCUCUGCAUGGUAAAAAGGUUAUUCAGCUUGAUGGAAAACAUGUUGUUCUAGAGCGAACCUUUUUGAAAAUGGUUCUACAACACCAAAUAUGGUUCUGCUGUUGUUGAUAUCAGGCUUCUAAGAAUGAAGGAACCCUUUUUGGUGCUAUAUAGAAAAUACACAGAACCUAAAUGGAAACAUUGCCUUUACUAAAGCACCCGUGAAGAACCAUCUUUUUAAAGUGUGUAUAUCAAAACGUGGACACCUGGUUUAACAUCAUCCAAGGUCACGUUUUCUUUUUAUGUUUGGAUAAAAAGAUAGGUCUUCCCAGCUUUCCUGUCUGCUCACCUGCAUCUGUGCGGUGGUCAUCCUCUGCUGACUUCAUGCCGUUGCUCAUGUGGAACGCUUUUCCUAAAAAAUCUUCCUAAGAGAGCCAGUGAACAUCCUAGAGAGAGAAACCUGUUCAUGGCAGAGAGAAAUAUAAAAUGUGAAACAUUUUAGUCAAGAAAAAGAAUCUGCUGUCUGUAAUAAGUUGAAAGGCUUCUUUUCAAUGUGAUGCUGCCUCUAUAGAGUAAAUGGUCACUAGCUGAUAGUAAGGCUUUGGAAGUUGAAUGGAGAGGAGUAUGUAGGUGUUGCAAGUGGCAGAUGAUGCAAGGAUUCCAGGUCUCUAGGAUUUCACUGAAUAAAGCCAAAUUUCUCAAAGCAAAA
Messenger RNA from Colossoma macropomum (tambaqui), 4817 nucleotides. RefSeq names its product kelch-like family member 43 (gene klhl43). Lineage: Eukaryota; Metazoa; Chordata; Actinopteri; Characiformes; Serrasalmidae. Gene Ontology annotation, cellular component: cytoplasm; nucleus. The coding region runs from base 562 to 2544 and encodes 660 amino acids. The transcript is spliced from 6 exons. Gene Ontology annotation, molecular function: protein binding. The record is from RefSeq and is a predicted model, not a curated record.